AUGAAAAUAGCAAACCCUCUGUGUCGCCUAGAGGCUUUCGUGAAACGCUGCUAAAACACCAGAUAACAAAUCGGAAUUUUUUUUAAAAUUGACGACGAUGCUCUCCAUCUCUCCGGUGCCGAGCUUCUCUAUAACCUCCGUGAAAUAUCUUCGCUCUCCUUCCUCUUCCUCCUUCAUCUCCGUCUUCCCUAAACUUUCCAGAUUCGUCACAGCCACUUCCGCAACCCCCAAUUCAACACCGGAGACCACCACCACGAGAGUCAACAACGCCGGCCUCAAACUCGACGAGACAGUCUCCGUCUCCAAAGGCAAGAUUCGCCUCGACUCAUGGAUCUCCUCUCGCGUCGAUGGAGUUAGCCGAGCUCGCGUACAGUCCAGCAUCCGCCAAGGACUCGUCUCCGUCAAUGGCCACGUCAUCGAUAAGGUUUCGCACAAUGUGAAAGCUGGCGAUGAGGUUCAUUGUACGAUAUCAAAGCUCCAACCUUUGAGAGCUGAACCCGAAGACAUACCGUUAGAUAUAGUUUACGAAGAUCAGCACGUGCUCGUCGUUAACAAACCGCCUCACAUGGUUGUUCAUCCUGCGCCUGGGAAUCCUAAUGGGACGCUUGUUAACGGAAUACUUCACCAUUGUAGUCUCCCUUGUGUUGCUACUUAUUCAAACCAAGAAGAUGAUGAUGAUUCGGAUGAAGAAGAAACGUUUUCAGAUGAUGAAGGGAUGAUUCGUCCAGGUAUUGUUCAUAGGUUGGAUAAAGGGACUAGUGGAUUGCUCGUUGUAGCUAAGGAUGAGCAUUCUCAUGCUCAUUUGGCGGAACAGUUCAAGCUGCACACGAUUGAGAGAGUUUAUAUAAGUCUUACCACUGGAGUUCCUUCUCCGUCUCAGGGGAGGAUUGAUGUACCGAUUGGUAGGGAUUCGAAUAAUCGGAUCCGUAUGGCUGCUAUACCUGGAUCAUUGAGCCGUGGAAGGGCUCGUCAUGCUGCUAGUAGGUAUAAGGUAGUUGAAACACUCGCUGGAGGUGGCUCUGCGUUGGUUGAGUGGAGACUAGAAACUGGCCGUACACAUCAGAUACGUGCGCAUGCCAAGUACAUGGGAGUACCUCUACUGGGUGACGAAGUGUAUGGAGGAACGAAAAGCAUGGCACUUUCUCUUCUGCAGAGAAGAGUCUCCCGGAGUGAUCAAGAAGAGAUCAUAGAGCUGGUGUCAAGAAUGGAUAGGCCUUGUCUUCAUGCUAUAGUUCUCGGCUUUGAACAUCCGUGCACAGGAGAAAUCAUAAAGUUUUCAUGUCCACCGCCUCCGGAUCUUGCUGAGAUAGUAGGCCUGCUUCGUAGAAGCGGAAGAGACAAAGUGGAAUAAUCUCUCGAUUUUGGUUUAUAAACUCAUAGUCUCGGACAUUGAUUCUGCAGUAGCAUGAGAGAUAUCAACGCCACUAUCCUUUAAAGCAGCAAGCAAUCAAACUUCUCUCUGAAGAUAUUUGACGAAACAAAUGAAAGUGUAGUCUCAGUUUCAUGAUCCAAGUGUUUUAUAGUACAGCUAAGAGGUGUAUAAAGCUCAAAUGGGAACUUACCAAAAACAUCUACGUGUUUCAAAUGAUAUUCCAAACCCAACAAAAUCAACAUCAGCUAAGCUAAUAGACACCUGUAUCUUUCGCCUU
Messenger RNA from Brassica napus (rape), 1649 nucleotides. Its product is annotated as RNA pseudouridine synthase 2, chloroplastic-like. The record is from RefSeq and is a predicted model, not a curated record. Gene Ontology annotation, biological process: pseudouridine synthesis. The transcript is spliced from 8 exons. Gene Ontology annotation, molecular function: RNA binding; pseudouridine synthase activity. NCBI's taxonomy places the organism in Eukaryota, Viridiplantae, Streptophyta, Magnoliopsida, Brassicales, Brassicaceae. The coding region runs from base 98 to 1351 and encodes 417 amino acids.